Molecule: messenger RNA, 291 nt
Organism: Parastagonospora nodorum SN15
Lineage: Eukaryota; Fungi; Ascomycota; Dothideomycetes; Pleosporales; Phaeosphaeriaceae
Exons: 2
Coding region: 1-291 (96 amino acids)
Source: RefSeq, a predicted model, not a curated record
AUGUUCGUACUUUAUCAGUCUGGAACCACCACUGUACGAGUCGCAUCGUUGAUACAGUUUGGUGCCAAGAAAACACUAUACUACACCUCCACCGAGUUGCAUCGCCGACAGAAGGAGAUGAAUCAUUUUGCGAGCGAAACUGGCUCCUUUGAUUACCUCAACAUGAACUGCGAGUGUUUGUCAAAACACAUGUGUCGCUUGAUGCUGCCCACAAAUACACUCGUCUUCAUGACUUUGAAGCCCUCACCAGGCAACGGCAAAAUUCGGGCCCGCCCUGCACCUACAACAUGA